UCUAAAGGAUUGGAUGGAAGAUUUGUGAAUAGAUUGGAAAGAUACAUGGUUGAGCCUAAAGUUUUUAAAAUUUUUCAUUAUGGGUUUUACAAAAAGCAACUUUCUUUAUUUUUGCAAGAUUUACAGGUUAAUGAUUAUGCAGUAAUUUGUAGUAAAUGCAUUUUUAAUAUUAAAGAUAUGCAUAUUUUGAUUUCAGCCGCUUUUAAAAUAGAAGAUUCUGGCUUUUAUAACAAAAUUAAAUUAUAG
Messenger RNA from Funneliformis caledonium, 246 nucleotides. The record is from the annotation of a GenBank genome assembly. NCBI's taxonomy places the organism in Eukaryota, Fungi, Glomeromycota, Glomeromycetes, Glomerales, Glomeraceae.